UAAGAAUAAAAGAUCAAAAUAUUUUAAAAUGGAGAAUAAAACCAUGUUCAUGAUAUUUUCUUCGAUCAUGGUUUUGCUAUCGUUUUCUCAUCUAACUUUGGCCAAAGAAAGAGGUAAUGACGAGCCACUACUCAUUUCAGACGACGAGUUUGAUGCAAUGAUGGCAAGGUCACCGGCAUCAGACGAUUAUAACGACAAUAUGUUACGUAAAUAUUCAGAAAAAGAAAAAGAUUAUCUUAAGAACUGCGGUAAAAAGAUGGACAUGCCAUAUGGCCCAUAUCAAUGUGCGGACGAAGUGAUAGCUUAUAUUGUUCAGAACAAAAGUGUUUCAAGGGUUUGUUGUUGGGGGAUAGUGAAAGCUGGAAAGGAAUGCCAUAAGAAAUGGACGGGAUUAUUUUUUGAAAUGUAUCAACUCAAACGUUUUAGUUCUAAGAAGUUUUCCAAAACUAAUGAAAUAUGGAACAUGUGUUCUACUGAUAAUUAAUGUUGUUUCACCAUUUUCUGGUUAAAAAAU
Molecule: messenger RNA, 514 nt
Organism: Arabidopsis thaliana (thale cress)
Lineage: Eukaryota; Viridiplantae; Streptophyta; Magnoliopsida; Brassicales; Brassicaceae
Product: ECA1 gametogenesis family protein (DUF784)
Exons: 1
Coding region: 29-484 (151 amino acids)
Cellular component (GO): extracellular region
Source: RefSeq, marked reviewed